This is a messenger RNA of Aspergillus calidoustus, 2310 nucleotides long. NCBI's taxonomy places the organism in Eukaryota, Fungi, Ascomycota, Eurotiomycetes, Eurotiales, Aspergillaceae. The record is from the annotation of a GenBank genome assembly.
GCUCGCCAAAACCACAUCAUGUAUCACCAGGUAACCGCCAUGUAUGGGGCAUGCACUUCAGAAGGCCACUCAGACUCUUCAGACGUCCCCGAUGAGUCCGCUGGCUUCUCUCGACGCUACUGUGUAGACGCAACGCUUGUGCUGAUUGGAUUCCAUGGAGCGGGUAAGAAGACACUGGGCAUUAUCGCCUCGGUAGCUCUGCGUCGCCGGUUUGUCGACUUUGACGCCGUCUUUCGACAACAGGUCAACUUGUCACCUCAUGACUAUAUCGCCGCGAACGGGCUGGCGCGGUAUCGCACCGUCGAGGCAGAGGUCUCGCAAAGGCUGCUAGAAACUUGCGACAAGGGUUGCGUGAUUGUCGGUCUUGGAGGAGCGGCGAGUCAGCAGCAGCGAGACCUCCUCAGGACAUUCGCACGCACUCAUCCAGUGGUCUACGUACGGAGAGGCGAAGCCGACCUUCGACAGUUCAUCACGGCCAGCCAGGAAAGGUUCGAGCGCUUCAUGAGAGCCGGAGACGCGUUUUUCCAAGCAUGCUCGAAUUUUGAAUUCUUCAACCUGACACUGGGCGAUGUCCAGCAGAUGCAGGGUCAGGGGCUUCCUUCGAGCCUCAAGCUCAAAGAGGCUGAACGGGUCUUUGUGCGAUUUCUCCAUCAUGUCUAUGGACGACCGCAUUGUACACUCCUCUCUCCCGACGCAUUUUCUCCAUCUCAGACAUUGGCCAUGCAAGUACCUCUCUGGUGGCUAGACUCGGACGAACAUCUCGACUCGCUGGACGCUGGGGCUGACGCGCUGAAUCUUAUUGUCGAUGCCGAAGAACUGAAUUCUGCCAACAUCCAAAGCCGACUGGCACGGGGUGUCGCUUUGCUCAGAAUGCAUUCGCGGGUGCCGAUUAUUGUGGACAUACGGCCGCCGGGCGAUUCCGACACCCAGUAUCCUCGGGUCCUGGAGAUGGCGCUCCGUCUGGCUCCAGACGCAGUGACCUGUUCGAUAACGUCAGCGAAAGACCUCAUUCAGAGAGUAAUUACGACCAAGGGCUGCUCAAGAGCGAUAGCUACGUACCACGAGCACAUACCGUUAGGCUGGGACAGCCGGCCUUCAGAGGUGUAUAAUCUGCCCAAGAAAGCCGAGGAUCUGGGGUUCGAAUGUCUCCGUCUGACAGGGGAAUCCGGUGUCUCCCAGGAUAACCUGGCCUGCGUCGGCUUGCGACAGAGCCUCGCCCCAAGAACCAAGACACUGCUCAGCAUGUACAACACAGGGCCCUUGGGACGCACCUCGGUGUGCCUAAAUCCAGUCCUUUCUCCGGUAGUCCUCCCAGACAGUGGAAUUAUAGGCGUCACACUGCCCGAGGUCCAGAGAGCACUUACUGCAUGUUUCAUGAAUCCCGCAAAGCGGUUUACCAUUGUCGGCCAGGCCGUCCAGAACAGUCUGUCCCCCGCUAUGCACAAUGCAGCAUACGCUGCAUGUGGGCUCCCACAUUAUUACGAUUUCUAUAAACCGACCCGCCUUCCUCAAGUUCAGGCCCUUCUCGAAGAUCCGGGCUACGGGGGCCUGGCCGUCUCGCUACCGUACAAGAGCGCGAUCCUACCAUUCCUCGACCAAAUCAGCCCGGACGCAAGGGAUAUCAAUGCCGUGAAUACCGUCGUGAUCCAACGCCAGUACGAACCGAGCGGUGCCGAAGUCACUAUACGCAAAGGGUACAACACGGACUACAUCGGCGUUCGGCACUGCAUACAGAAGCACCUCUCCCCAGCCAACGCGAUCCGAGACGGCACGACGGCGUUGGUUAUCGGAGCUGGAGGAAUGGCGCGUGCUGCGAUAUAUGCCUGCUAUGAGCUUGGGGUCCGGCGAAUCUGCAUCUACAACCGGACGGUUGAGAAUGCCGAGGCCCUCGCGGAGUACUACCACGAGUGGGCUGACAGACAGAAGGUGAAGCUUCGCAUUGAAGUUAUCCGCUGCGUGAGCGAUCGUUGGCCGGCAGACUUUCGUCUGCCUAGUAUUGUUGUAUCCUGUCUUCCUGGGCAGGACGUGGAUAGUGCGUCCCCGGUUGAUCUACGCAUAUCUAAGGACUGGCUGCAGAGCACGACUGGGGGUGUCUUCGUAGAGGUCGCAUACGGCCCAUGCAAGACUUUGCUCCUCGAGCAGGUACUCGAACACAGGUCGACAGGCUGGAUUGUGGUGGACGGACUCAGUCUGCUGGUCGAGCAGGGCAUUGCGCAGUAUGAACUAUUUACAAAGCGGCCAGCACCAGUGCAUGUAAUGAGGCGGGUUAUACACGAAGAAGCAAGACAACGGGAGUAUAUCCAUGGUUGA